This is a messenger RNA of Monodelphis domestica (gray short-tailed opossum), 3615 nucleotides long. It is a transcript of the gene FAM186B, whose product is annotated as family with sequence similarity 186 member B. The record is from RefSeq and is a predicted model, not a curated record. NCBI's taxonomy places the organism in Eukaryota, Metazoa, Chordata, Mammalia, Didelphimorphia, Didelphidae.
CAGCCCCCUGACUGUCUUCGCUCGCCUGGACACCCUUCCGGGACAAUAUCCUCACUAUCGCUCUGGGCACCUCGCCCCACUCUGGUCAGUUAACAUUCAGCAAAAUCCCUGGCCCAGAGUACCCCGGCUCCCGCUUCUGCGGCGCCCCCAGGACCGAAGUCACAGCAGCCAAUCUCCGCUCCUCCACGGAGGGGAGCCCUACCACCUACGGGGCUGGAUGUUUAGCACCUUAGCCGGUGCUCCACAAGUGCUUUAUCUCAGCCAUCCUCAAGAAUUAAGAAGCGCUUCAUGCCUCCUUCCCCCGCCGCCUCCAGCUUUCUUCCAAGAACAACAGAAAACCCUGGAUUUGCUCCCAAAUGACCUGAUUUGAAUUCCGGCCCUUAUAUGUGACUCUGAGACAGUCAAACACUUCUUAAGCCUCACUUUCCUCAUCUGUAAAAUGGGCCUAAUAAGAGCACCUACCUUUCUGGGUUGUUUGUGAGGCUGUAAUGAGACCAGCAUGGAGAAGCCAAGCCUUAGCAUGCUGCCUGCCACAUAGUCUUCUUCGUCAUGACAGAAGGUGAAUCCAUGAUAGAUCCCAUUGGGAGUGACCUUACCGGUCACCUGCCAGUGACCCCUUCAUCCGUGAAAGCAAUCAUCUCAAAGAUUGAAGCAGAUGAGCUGAAACGAGCCCAAGAGGACAUUUCUAUCCAGCUUUCUGACAUCUUGGGCAAUGUCAAUGGUGUCAUCAGCCGCUUCCAAGAAGAUUUAGAAUCAGAUCUGAAAGAAAGAAAAAACAUUCAAGGGGAACAAGAUAAGGGCAAGAUAAGAUUCAUCUUGCUGGAGAAAAUAGCCUCCUUCUCAAGGGCAGCUGAGACAAAGGAAAGGAACCUCUAUGAGAUCCUCAAUUGGAUGAGUGACUGGGGUGAUAGCUUGUCCUUUGAGACCAAAGCUGAGAAAAAUGAAAAGGAAGAUGACGAACAAGAUGAAUGGGUGGAAGUCAUGGAGAGGGUGCUGCCACUUUCUCUCAUUGCCACUGAAGGGGGCAUCGAGUCUCUGAUUUCCCUUUGUACUAAUUUGAUUGAAGAGAAAAAGAAAAGAGCCCUAGUGCCCAAAGGGAACUUUUGGAAAGCCUGGAGGGAGAAGGUUCUACAUAAAUCUUCCUCCCCACUUCAGCCUCUGAGCCCAGAGCAGAUGCUUAAAGAUAACACCACCACAAAUGAGAAUGUAGGUGAGGUCCAGGCCAUGCUUCAGGAGCUUUUGGACUCUACCAUGUUCAACAAGGGAGAAAUGAAAGCCAUCAGGUACAUAUCUACUGUGAUAGAAAACCUUAAUCAGGCCUUGAUACUUCAGUUGCAAGAAAACCACAAGCUGAAAUCUCAGUGCAAGGUCUUAGAAAUAGAGAUGUCAAAAGAGAUAAAAGAUCAAAAGUUUUACCAUCAGAAGGAGAUCCAAGUCCUCGGGGCCAUGAAGUGUGCUCUAGAGAGGCAGCUCCAAACAACAGAGCAGAAAUGGCAACAACUUCUGGAAGAUACAACUGUGGGAUACCACUUGCAGUUGGGUGGAGGUGACAGGAUCAGAAGAGACUUCACUGAGCACUUUUUUAGGACCCGAAAAUCUCACACCAUUAUGAAGAAAGUGAGGCUCCCCACAAUUGAAGAAGCAUUAGAAGCAGAAAUGGAGCCAAAGCUUGAGGAAAAGGAGAAAUCAUUCCUGACAGAGCAGGAGGAGGAGAAAAUAACCCAGCUCCUCCCAAAUUAUGUGGACACCAUGACAGAAGAAGUAGACAUAAAUAUGGGGGGUGACCACAUGCCAUUCUUGAAGGUAGAAGUGCAGUCACUUCCAGAAACGAGCUUGCACCUUGAGGACUCCAAGGACACAGACAUUAAUGCUUUAAAUACGUUAAUGCUCUUAAAACCUGCAGGCACAGAUUACAUAGAUUUUGAAAAAAGAGAAGUGAUAGUUCAAAGUGCACUCUGGAUGGAUAAAGAGGAAGAUUCAGACUUACCCAGAGAAACCCAGGAAGACUUACCCACUGAGGAAUCUCCUAAAGAAAAGAUGGCCCUAUCAAACCUGCCCCUGGUCCCUUUCCCAGAGAAGACAGGCCUCUCCCAAGAAGAGCAAGCUAAGGAAGAGAGGCUUUGGCAGGAAAAAAGGAAACAGUGGCAAGAGGAGGAGAAGUGGUGGCAAGGGCAGCAGAAGGUCUGGGAACAAUUGGAAAAGGAACAUAAAGAGAAACAGCAGCAGUGGAAACUGGAGGAGGAAUUGUAUAAGAAGAGGCAGGAGUUUAUGAGCUACAAAUUGCUGACCAGGCAGAGGAGGGACCUGGAUGAACUGCAGGCAGAGCAGAGAGAGGACACUUAUUUGCCCUCGUCACUAACUGCAAAGGAGGGACCUAAAGAAAUGACAAAUGUUGUGAACAAGGUCUACCAGAUCCAGCUUCCAGGGGGAAAGUUCCAAACACCCCUGAUCUAUGAAUCCCAACUACCUGCCCUCAAUCUCUCUGAGUACCAGUGGGCCCAUAAACAGAAAGCAGGGCCCCUUUACUGCAUUGGAAGAGCCUUUCCUUAUUCCAUCCCCCAUAAAUCUGGCAUUCCUGGAAGAUGGUUCUCUCUCCAGAAGGAGAAGAAGUACAGGGUGGAUGUGCAAGGCCAGAGAAAGAACUUGUUGCUUUUGAAUGAGGCUGCUGAGAAUUUGGGCCUUCCAGGUCAUCUGUGCUCUCUGGCCAAGAAGCUGAUCUUGGAAAUAUUCCACAUAAACCUCACCAGGCUUGCGUACAUGAUCCAGAAAUAUAGCACCUAUAGAAUGUUUCAGUCCAUCAGGCAGAAUGUAAUCGACCACAUACAAACCUGCCAAAAAACUGGGGAUUACUCCAAUGCCCAAAACUCUUACAUCUUUCUAGAAAAAAUAGACCAAUAUCAGAGCCGCAGACUGCAGAUCUGGACAGAAAAGCAGAAAGCUCUGGAACAGAACCGAGGGGACUGUCUGGAAGAAAUGACGUACUUAUUCUCCCAGCUCCGAGAGGAUUGGGCCUUGAAGCUGAACACUCCAGUUAUCAUAACUUGGCCAGAAAAACAGAAAAAACUGGAAAGACCAACAACAUCACCGAAAUACAUCCAUUUCAUCAGGGCUUGUGCCAGAGAACCCAGACCAUCCCUGAUAACUAGGCAUAGAGAGUGUCCUGAGGUCCUGAAGAUGGCUCAGCAAAAGGGGAGUGAGAUGGAAGCUAUCUGGAAGACUGAUUUAUGUAGCACCAGUUAUCCAGUAAAAAAGAAGACUCCAGCAGGUGUUAUCUGGCCCCCAAUGGGUGGGACUCCAGAUAUUCCUCGGAUGCUAGAGUUGGAUGUUCAUUCUACCUACCACAAAUGCCUGAAAUCCCUAAGAACAAGAUCACCAGGCACUUUCAAAAGAAAAUCCAUCUUUGACCCCGACCAUGGACUCAUUCAUGAGGAGUCAACUGAAUCAAUAUCAGAAAUCUGAACUAAGAAAAGAAUAUGGAUAGAGAUUUUGAACAGUGUUUGAGAGACGCCUCCUCCUCCUCCUCCUCCUCCUCCCUCUGCCCCAUCCCCUCGGAUCUCCAUGCCUCCUUGAACUCCAACUUGUAUGUACUUAGAAUAAAAUAGACUUUUGCUCUUU